UGCGGAAUCCCUUCAGCACGGCCAGCGCCGCCCGGUAUCUCCUCUUCCGCAGCAGGUCAUUCACGGCCCCGGAGCAGAGACCUCGGGAGCACGGGACCGGCCAUUCUGACAGCCUGCUACUCGCCACUUCCGGGUUCAAAGACCACUUGCGUUCCACGGGGGACAGGUGCCACCACUAUAAAUGUCCGUGUGCAGGAAAAAUAGCUCCGCGCCCUCAGUUCCGUUUGCAGAUGAUUUACACUCAGUAAUAAAAUAUUUGCCCAUUGAUAUAAGGAAUGUAUUAGAAAUGACAGCUCGUGAUACACUGAGUCAUAUUUUACUAUUUUAACAAUUAUAUAAAUAAUAAACCUGACUGUGCUCACUGUAUACAGAGUGACCCUAUACUGCACUGUACAGAUCCCCUCCGGCUCCCCCUGCAGGCCGCAGCUGGGGUUACACCCGGACGCUUUUCCCCAUGAUGCUGCUGCUGCUGGUAGGAGAUCUGCAGCCUGCAAGAUGGCGCAAGCGAUAUUUGAAGCCUUUGAAGGCAUGGACAACCAGACGGUCCUCGCUGUUCAGUCUCUGCUGGAUGGACAGGGCGGCGUGUCGGACCCCACAGCUCAGAAUGUCAGCAGUUCUGCCGCCCUCCAGGGACUCGAUGACGAAGACGUUUUUCUGUGCGGCAAAUGCAAAAAACAGUUCAACUCUCUGCCGGCCUUCAUGAUCCACAAGCGGGAGCAGUGUCAUGGCGGCGCACCGUCCCUGGCGUCCGUCUCCCUGGGUAACCACAGCGUCUAUACACCGCCGGUCAGCUCCGUGCAGCAGCUGCAAGUCAACAGACAGAUCUCCACCUACAUCGCGGUCCCGCCAUCGCCGCUCAUCCAGACGCUGGUACAAGGCAAUGUCUUGGUGAACGAUGAAGUCCUGCUCUCUGCCAUGUCCGCACUCACCUCGCUGGAUCAGCCCAUGCCACCCACGCCAGCUCCGGUGCAGAGUCACCUUAGUAUGCACGCCGCCGGCACCUAUCUCCACGCGCCCUCCCUGCCUCCCCGACCGCCACAUCCACCACCACAAGCCCCUGCAGCACCAGCACAGAACCUUAUGGGGGUCCCCGUCCAAGCAAACGGGGGCAGUUGCAGUACGGUCGUGCAGGUCUACAGCUCGCCGAUCAGUAUGCCAGGAAACACCGGCAUGGAAAUUCAUGGUUUGGGCAUGGCGCCCUACACCCAGAUAGAGGUUCCAAGUCAGUGCGUGGAGAGUACUGUCUAUAACACCCCCCCUGUAUACAGCCCGGGAAAACAGGGGCUGAAAUCCAAAACUACAAGCAGCUGUUCACCUUGUGCCGAUGUAAACGGGAACAAUAUGGGAAGCCUGGAGCCUGCCGUCCCUAACAAGACCCGCCGCUCCAAGACGGACGCCACCGGACAGAACGGAAAGCUGAAGUCUCCGAAGCUGAAGUGCACCUUCUGUGAUAAAGCCUUUGGGAAGAACUUUGAUCUCCAGCAGCACGUUAGAAGUCAUACCGGGGAGAAGCCGUUCCAGUGUAUCGUAUGUGGACGAGCGUUCGCACAGAAGUCAAAUGUCAAAAAACAUAUGCAGACUCACAAAGUGUGGCCAAAAGCUCCGAAUACCACAAAUACACAGGGAUCCAUGACCGUCCAGGUGGUGCCGCUGAAUCCCUCCCAGCCAGAAGAGGAAAGCAUUGAAAAUGGAGUCUCCAGCCAGGUGCCUUCUGAAGAUACAUCUUCUCAGGACAUAGACACAUCUCAGAACGGUCCUUGUGACGGGUCGGAGGCCAAGCAGGGGGUCCUGAUUGACAGCUCCUAUCACUGCCAGUUCUGCAGCAGCAAGUUCAGCAGCUAUUUCCAGCUUAAGUCCCAUAUGACGCAACACAAAGAGGAGCAGGUGUAUAAGUGUGUGGUGAAGGGCUGCGUUCACACUUGUCAGAAACUGGACCAAUUUCUGGAACACAUCAAGACCCACCAGGAGGAGAUGACGUACCGAUGCCACAUCUGUAACAAAGACUUCUCCUCUCUGUAUGAGAUGGGGGUCCACCAGUAUUCUCACAGCCUGCUGCCCCUCAUCGCCCCCAAGAAGGAGAUGGCGGUAUACAAGUGUUUGAAGUGCAUGAACAAAUACUCCACCCCGGAGGCAUUGGAGCAACACCUACAGACGGCCACCCACAGCUACCCCUGCCCACACUGCCAGAAGGUGUUUCCAUGUGAGCGAUAUCUAAGGAGACACCUACCCACCCAUGGAGGAGGCGGCCGCUACAAGUGUCAGAUCUGUAAGAAAUUAUUCAGAAGGGAACACUACCUGAAGCUGCACAGCCACAUCCACUCCGGUGAGAAGCCUUUCCGGUGUUCACUUUGCGAUUCUGCGUUUAACCGCAAGGACAAGCUGAAGAGACACAUGCUGAUCCAUGAGCCCUACAAACAGUACAAAUGCCCUUUUGCGUCUCACACUGGAUGUAACAAGGAAUUUAAUCGCCCGGAUAAGCUGAAGGCUCAUGUUCUGUCACAUUCAGGAAUGAAAAUGCACAAGUGCCAAUAUUGCUCCAAGUCGUUCAGCCGUCGCGCCCACAUGAUCGAGCAUCAGCGCAGCCAUACGGGGAACUACAGGUUCUGCUGCCCCAACUGCGGCAAAGGCUUCACCCGCCAGAAGUACCUGAAGGAGCAUAAGUGCCGGCUACAUCUGGGAAGUGACAAAGAGGUUAGGAAGGGGCAGAGAAAACAAGGACAAGGGAAGCAAGAUGAGGACACCAGCCCCGAGGAGGAGGAGGAGGAGGAGGAGGAGACGACGCUGACAGUGCUGAAGAGCAGUAGGGAGCGACUGGACGAGGCGGGUCCGGCGGAGGAGACUUAUCAGCACACCGGUGCCGUACUUUCUAUUGUAGUUGAUGGAUCUGCCGCUGCCAGGGACGGGUUGGCGGUCCCCUCCAACCAAGACGCUACAACCCCGACUACUGUGACACUAGCUGAGCUGCAGAAUGCCACAGACUCUACAUGCUCGAUGCUGGCAGUGCCCAUAUAUAUACAGAGUCAAGAGUGACCAGGUGGGAAAAUACGCACGCCAAAGGUGCCAUUUCUCGUUCAUUUCCGAUGAUCAUGGAAAGAAGAGUGACCAGUGUGCCUCCAGCUGUUGCAAAACUACAACUCCCAGCAUGCCCGGACAGCCGCUGGCUGUCCGGGCAUGCUGGGAAUUGCAGUUUUGCCUGUCUGCCUCCUCCACUGUCCCUGAAAGGUAAAUCAAGGCUUCCCUCUCAUCUUAGCAAUCUCUGGCUUCCCGGGCAUGCUGGGAGUAGUAGUUUUGCAACAGCUGGAGGUACCUUGUUUGGGAAACCUUAGUCUAUAUUACCGCAGCACAGCUUCUCCCUUACCAGCUGGAAAUAUCUUCUCCCGUAAGGUUCAACCAAUGGGGUUAUCCGAUCUCAGAAGGUAAUAGUUUGGGGGGGGGGGGGAUCUACUAGGAAGCAGCGUUUUACACGGGAGCUAAAACUGGUGGCUGUAAAUCCGGCGGGCACAUGAGGUAGAUCCGAUUGAUUAGCCCCAACCACUUUUUAACCCCUUAAGGACGCAGGGUGUACAUUAACGUCCUGCACGCGUAGCAACUGAGCUUGCAUUAAAGUCAGAGAGUAAUGGCUGCUAUCAGCAGCCAGGACUCGCCGCAAAUGUCGGACAAUGGCACUAAAUGAGCGUACCUGUCAUCACAGAGAAUGCUUCUUUAUGUUCCUCACUAGGUCAUGCAGAUGCUUUACAUGUCUUUUUUAUGUGUCUAGCUUCUGUAUUUGGCUCACAAAUCUCUCUGUUCUGCUGCUCACUCAUUCUGACAUCCACUGCUCAGGAAGCACUGAGCCCGCCCUCACUCACCAUGCAUUCACUUCCUCCCUGAGUCUGCUGUGCUGGGUCUCUUCAUCCAAUCACUGCAGGCUGCUCUGUAACCCCUUCCUCUCAGUUUUCAUGCUACAGUCUGAUAGGACAGGCGUGAGCACAGAGGAGUGCCGGUCCCGCCCCUCACUUCCUGGACUUUGUCCCUUCCUGUGCUUCAGCUGGGACAAAGAUGAUGCUGCAUCCUGAUAGGAUUAUGUUCUGGAUGGUAUGGGGACCCCUAGUGGUCUUUUUUAUACAUACAUUUUUAUGAAGUAUAUUAGAUGUACAACAUAUAAAAAGUUUUUGAUAGUGCCCAUUUAAGCCUUACGAUCUAAAAUACCUAAAAUACAGUUGACAAUUGGUUGUAGGGGCUGAUGGGGCCCUGCACAGUGGAAUUGUGGGGUCCCGAUCAGUUAAGAAGUUGGCUGGAGGGUCCCUACCUGCCUCCGUGCCGUCAAACCGGUGCUCUGAAAAUACAGACAGGCUUGGCAGCCGGUCUCAGCAGAGCACCAAUGACACUGAUCAAAGCUACAAUCUAAAGAGUUCCCUAUGGGGACUAAAAAAUUGUGAAAAAUGUUAAUUAAUGUAAAUAAGCCCCUCCCCUAAUAAUAGUUUGAAUCAGCCCCCUUUCCCCAUUUCUUUUUAAAUCAAAUAAUGUAAACAAAAUAUAAACAUAUGUGGUAUUGCUGCGUGCGAAAAUGUCCAAACCAUUAAAAUAUAACGGUUAUUAAGCGGCACGGUCGAUGGCGUAAAUGUAAAUAUAUAUAUAUCAAAGUCCAGAAUGACCGAUUUUUGAGCACUGCAGAUGCCAGAUAAAAAAAAUGAAUAAAACCGAUCAAAAAGUCCCUUCAAAACCAAAAUGGUCCUAAUAAAAACUAUAGGUCACGGCGCAAAACAUUAUCCUCAUAUCAUACAUCCCCCUAUACGGAAAAAUAAACAAAUUUGGGGGGUCAGAACAGGAGCAUUUUAAGUAUAUUUGUUCUGUCUUCGCCACACGUUACCCCGUGGUGUGUGUGUGUAGUCUGACAUGCAGAUAAACCGCCUUAUUCUUCAAUAGACAAGACUCUAUGGUGAAGUCUGUAGAUUUAUUGAAUCAUAGGGAAAAAGCGCGCGGUAAAACUCGAAAAUAAUAGAGCAGAAAACAAGGAUAAACACAUGUUCAUAUACAACUAACAUGUCAACAUAUUACAAGAUAGCUGAAACAUUACAUGGAUGACCCCCGAGAUCUCCCUGCUGCACCCGGUGUUUGUUUAGAGCGUCAGGUGCAACGCCGGAGGCUCGCGACGUCACGACCACGCCCCCUCAAUGCAAGUCUAUGGGAGGGGGCGUGACAUCCGUCACGCCCCCUCCCAUAGACUUGCAUUGAGGGGGCGUGGCCGUGACGUCACAAGCGGGGCAUUACCGUGACGUCACGAGCCUCUGCCCCACAUCACCACUCGUCCGCCACCCCGGUCUGGGGUACCUCCGCCGAGAUCGCGGGGGUCCGCAGGGACGGGGCCCCUCACGUGAUCAGACAUCUUUUGGAUAAGAUGUCUAGGGGCAGGGAGUACACCUUUAAAUUCGUCACUUAUCUAGACCAUUGGCUGUUGGGCUCUUGUUUUUCUCCACCAAUUACAUUGGUUCGUAAAUUACUAAAAAUUGGUUUCAUCCACAACCAGGAAGGUUUGGGGAUUUAUCAUAGACUCAACUCCGAUGACCCUUACUCUUGUCGGACAACAGACGCAAUCUGGUCACCAGAGCCACCAAUUCUCGAAGGACUCAUUCGUUGUUCAUAAGAACGUUGAUGAAGAUGUUUGGGCACAUUCAGCAACCAAGUAGGAAGUCCCUUGGGCUCUUUGCCACCUUCACCGUCUAGAACAGGAGGUUUUGGGCAUUUGGAAUCAAAACCCUCUAGGGUUGAACAAGAGCAGGGUCUACCCACAAAGUGUAUAAUCGGAUUAGACGCAUUUUUCCAAAAAUCCAAGUUGGUUCCAGCCACAACCAGGAAGUUUCUGGGAUUUAUCAUAGACUCAACUCCGAUGACCCUUACUCUCUCGGACAACAGAUGCAAUCGGGUCACCAGAGCUGCCAAUUCUCUAAGGACUCUUCAUCCGGUGUCCAUAAGAACUUUGAUGAAGAUGUUGGGGCACAUUCAGUGACCACGUAGGAAGUCCCUUUGGCACCUUCACCCUCUAGAACAAGAAAUUUGGGGCAUUUGGAAUCGUAACCCUCUAGGGUUGAACAAGAUGCGCACCUUAUGUGCACCCUAUCUCCACAAGUCCCUAAUUCAGCCAGUCUGGAUUCUGUUGACGAUGGACAGUGGACUAUCGUCGGGGGUCCUGAGGUCUCACUCAAGAGCAGGGUCUACCCACAGAGCGUAUAAUCUGAUUAGACGCAUUUUUCCAAAAAUCCGAGUUGGUUCCAGCCACAACCAGGAAAUUUCUGGGAUUUAUCAUAGACUCAACUCUGAUGACCCUUACUCUGUCGGACAACAGAUGCAAUCGGGUAACCAGAGCCGCCAAUUCUCUAAGGACUCAUCCAGUGUCCAUAAGAACUUUGAUGAAGAUGUUGGGGCACAUUCAGCGACCACGUAGGAAGUCCCUUGGGCUCUUUGGCACCUUCACCCUCUAGAACAAGAAUUUUUGGGCACUUGGAAUCGCAACCCUCUAGGAUUGAACAAGAUGUGCAGCCUAUCUCCACAAGUUCCUAAUUCAGCCAGUCUGGAUUCUGUUGACGAUGAACAGUGGACUAUCAUCGGGGGUCUUGAGGUCUCACUCAAGAGUAGGGUCAACCCACAGAGCGUAUAAUCGGAUUAGACUCAUUUUUCCAAAAAUCUGAGUUGGUUCCAGCCACAACCAGGAAGUUUCUGGGAUUUAUCAUAGACUCAACUCCGAUGACCCUUACUCUGUCGGACAACAGAUGCAAUUGGGACACCAGAGCCGCCAAUUCUCUAAGGACUCAUCCGGUGUCCAUAGGAACUUUGAUGAAGAUGUUGGGGCACAUUCAGCAACCAUGUAGGAAGUCCCUUGUGCUUUUUGGCACCUUCACUCUCCGUAUCCAAGUGUUCUGAACAACAUUUUCAGAAAACUGGAGCACCGGAGUACCCCUUUAAAGGAGCUGAAAGGUGAAAACCUAGGAUCCCUAGUGGGACCUUUCGGUCGUUCCCAGGGGAUUAUGCUCUCCCCUUUUGAGCCCUUGAAAAGCGUGGACAUGGAGUUUUUUUUCUUGAAAGGCUGCCUUCCUAGUGUCGAUCACCUCUGCUCUAUGGUCUUUGAGCCUUACACCCUAUUUCUGCUCAAUGGGGUUAUUCUCAGGUUCCUGCUAUCCUUAGUUCCUAAGGUUCCUUCCUUCCAGAACACCAAUCAAGUCAUCUUUUCACCUAUUUUUUUUAUCCGGAUCCUACUACUGAAGAAAACACUCUUCUACAUAACGCUAGAUGUUUGCAGAUCUAUUUACAGAGAUCCGGUGCCUUCAGGAAAGAUAAAUCUUAGGCGUUUGAAAGAUACUGCCUAUGGGCCGUUUUUCUUGUUAAUUACACACUGUGUUUGGGGGCAAAGUUCCCUUUAUAGGGGAAGCUUAAUUUGUUUAUUUAAUUGUUUAAAUCAUUAAUUUCCACCUGUCCAAACUGUUCACGGGGGCAUUAAUACCCCAAUUGUGCUGCUGUUCGGACGUGAGGGAAAGCAAAUCAUCAUUAGAAAUUAAUUAUUUAUUUAUUUUAAUUUCGCCCCACAAAUAUAUAUAUAUAUAUAUAUAUAUAUUUUUUUUUUUGGGCUUUGCUGUAGAUUUUGUGGUAAAUUGAGGGAUGUCCUUACAAAGUACAUAGUCCCACAAAAUACAGCAAGCCUCAUUAGGGUCUGUAGUGGGAAAGUGAAAGAGUUAUAGUGAAAGAGUUAUAUCAGAAAACGAGGAGGAAAAAAAAUGAAAGUGCAAAUAUGAAAGGGUACCGGUCAUCAAUCCGUAUUUUCUAAACUAACUCAGAUUAUAUUCCGUAACUACUCCUAAUACCCCUCCUGCCCUUAAAAAAAAUUCUGUGCAUCAUACCUUUCCCCUUGUUCACAUUGUGUGAGCUCCCAGCAGGAGAAAGUGGGCGUUCCCCAGCAGGCGCGACAUCACUGAAGCCCGCGAGAGCUGUGCCCCGCCAUCACCUUCACGCACUUCCUGCCAGACCGAAAGGAGACCAAACUAACUGUUUGAGUUAGGAAACAGAACAGAGCCACCUAGUGGCCGUUUUUUCAAUCACAUUAAAAACAUAUAAAAGGUUGAGAAUUUUAACAGCAAGUAAGUAGCAAAGUGUUUUAUAAUUACAUAUGGAACAAUAUAUUAAAAGUUUAGUUUGGUGACAGGUUCCCUUUAAAAAUUGCUGCAUCCUUAAGGGGUUAAUGUAAUAAAAUGUAAUAUAUAUAUAUAUAUAUAUAUUUUUUUUUAAAACAGGUGUAAAUGACUGACAGGUGUUUAGUGCGGAUAGAGUUGCGCUCCACCUUACGCCAUAUGUGAAUGAAUGAUCAAUCCCUUUCCAAUGUAUUUAUGCACAUACUGUACAUAUGGAAUUUAUUUAUUUAUAUUUUUUCACUUUACAUGUGUGUAAAUGUAUUUUAUUGGAUUAUUAAAGAGUACC
Molecule: messenger RNA, 8442 nt
Organism: Hyla sarda
Lineage: Eukaryota; Metazoa; Chordata; Amphibia; Anura; Hylidae
Gene: ZNF341
Product: zinc finger protein 341
Exons: 16
Coding region: 496-3030 (844 amino acids)
Biological process (GO): regulation of transcription by RNA polymerase II
Cellular component (GO): nucleus
Molecular function (GO): DNA-binding transcription factor activity, RNA polymerase II-specific; RNA polymerase II transcription regulatory region sequence-specific DNA binding
Source: RefSeq, a predicted model, not a curated record